AUGGCGGACGCCACGUGCAGGCAAGACUAUCACUUAGAAUGGCACCAUACUCUAACCAAGCUUGAGGCCAUAUUCAGUGCCUUCUGGGCACGCCUGGCAAACAGAGAGCAACAUGCCAAAGCUCCAGUACACUCACCCGAUGAAAAACCCGCACGUAUCUGCCACAGCCGCACGGGCUUCCGCCCAAAGAGAUCUAUAAGAUGGCGCAGAACACGGAGACUUCUUUGA
This is a messenger RNA of Pelobates cultripes (western spadefoot toad), 228 nucleotides long. NCBI's taxonomy places the organism in Eukaryota, Metazoa, Chordata, Amphibia, Anura, Pelobatidae. The record is from the annotation of a GenBank genome assembly.